This is a messenger RNA of Calidris pugnax (ruff), 718 nucleotides long. RefSeq names its product avidin-related protein 4/5-like. Gene Ontology annotation, molecular function: biotin binding. Lineage: Eukaryota; Metazoa; Chordata; Aves; Charadriiformes; Scolopacidae. The transcript has 4 exons. The annotation marks the transcript as partial. The record is from RefSeq and is a predicted model, not a curated record.
CUAUAAAAAGGUGAGGGCAGAGGCACAUCGUCAGAGCCCUGCGAGGAGCACGUCCCCAGGCACCCCAGCUGUCUGCCCGCUGCAGAGAUGGUGCAAGCGACUCCCUUCCUCCUGCUGCUCAGCCUGGCCCUGGUGGCUCCCGGCCUCUGCGCAAGAAAGUGUGUGCUGACCGGGGACUGGAAAAAUGACCUGGGCUCCAACAUGACCAUCGUGCCGAUAAAUGGAAAAGGCGAAUUCACCGGCUCCUACCACACGGCCGUGAGCUCCACGACAAACGAGAUCCAGCUGUCACCACUGGUGGGGUUCCAGAACAGCACCACCCAGAACAAAAGAACAUUACAGGUCCCACUGCUCUCUCCCCAUCUCCUGGUCACACCUCCCCUCUCUGACCCCUCCUGCCCGCUUUCCCCAUCACCGCUGUGUCCACAGAGGGUAGGGACAGCCCGGGUCUACUCUCCCCUGCACUGGGGCAGCCUGCAGGGCCACGGCUCAGCACUGACCGUGCUCCCCUCCACCUCCUGCCCUGUCCCCGCAGACUCCAUCACCGUCUUCACGGGCCAGUGCUUUGUGGAUGACGAUGGAAAGGAGGUUUUGAAGACCAUGUGGCUCCUGCGGUCCCGUGUGGGCAACAUGAAGGAUGACUGGAAAGCCACCAGGGUCGGCACCAAUGUCUUCACCCGCCUGGAGUGACAGAAGGAGAGGGGGUGUCAGCACAGGG